Molecule: messenger RNA, 2301 nt
Organism: Myxozyma melibiosi
Lineage: Eukaryota; Fungi; Ascomycota; Lipomycetes; Lipomycetales; Lipomycetaceae
Exons: 2
Coding region: 154-2277 (707 amino acids)
Biological process (GO): positive regulation of transcription by RNA polymerase II
Molecular function (GO): transcription cis-regulatory region binding
Source: RefSeq, a predicted model, not a curated record
UCUUCUUCUUCAGCAGCAGCAGCAUCAACGCAGACAGCGACGCGGAACCCCGCAGCGCUCUCGAGUGCCUCGCCACGAGGGAACCAGACGUCGCGAAACCAGCACAGAAACUCGCGCAAGUCGACGCCGCGGAAUUCAAAGCCUACCAUCAAUAUGUCCGACGGCGGACGUUUCGUGGACUCUGAGUCUGCUCUUACCGAACAGUUGUUGCUGUCAACGCCGACCCGCGGCCGACGCAACCAAGUCUCGAUAUCGCACCUUCUCAACUUCUCGCUCCCGCCGCGCGACUCCCCCCGUCGCCCGCCCCCCACAUCCACCCCCUCAUGGCAACACCGCAACAACUCCGCGGCCGACAAAGCGCGGUUCGUCAACGCGAACUUCCGCUUCGUCGUCCACCCGAGCGGCGACUACCGCGCGCAGGCGCUCGACCCGGACGUCGUCGUGCCUUGGCAUCUUAUCUUGCAGGUUCUUGUUUCGAAACAUAGGCAGCAUGCAAAUUGCCCGAUCUGCUUGUCUGAGAACCCGGUCGCGCCGCGGAUGAUGCGCUGCGGCCAUAUUUUCUGUCUGCCGUGUCUCAUGCGCAUGCUCGCGUCCGAUAUGUCGGCUGAUGACUCGCAGUCGCAGUCGCAGUCGCAGACGUAUCAGCACACGCCCGCGCCUCGAAAACGAAACAUCUGCCCUAUCUGCCUCGACAGUGUCUCGCUAAGCGACGCGCGCCCCGUGAAAUGGAUCGAGCACCCCGGCGCCGGCGACGCGUCGAGCGUGCCUGUCGCGGGCCGUGACGUGGUUCUCCGGCUCGUGAUGCGCAAGCCCGGCUCGAUUCUGGCAUUGCCGCGCGACGGCGGCGAGAGACCCGCGAACACGUCUGAGAUCCCAUGGUAUUUCGCCGCGGAGGUGAUGCAUUACGCGCGGCUGAUGAAGGGCACGGAGGAGUACAUUGCGGACGAGUUUGCGCGGGAGGUGCGCGAGCUCGAGGUGCAGGAGCAGCAGGACGAGGCUGAGUUUCGGAGCGCGAGUAAUAGUAAUACUGCCGAGGAGGAGGAUGACGCGGAGUGGAAUCAUCGCGCGAUCGAGCGGAUUUUCGAUACGAUGGAGGUUAUGCAGGGGAUGGGUAACGCGCCUCGACAACAGCAGCAGCAGCAGGGUGAGUCUACGGGAGGGGGAGGGAGUAGGAGCAGCCGGCGGCGGCACAAGAAAGACCGGGACGAGAGCGCGGCGGGUAGUAGUCGCGGCGGGAGCAGCAACAGCAGAAGUCGGAGCACGAGCAUGAGCGCCGGCGGCGGGAGUGGAGGCGCGACGGACGCGCCGUAUUACUUUUACCAGCCGCGGGACGCGUCGAAUUGUUUUCUUUCCGCGCUUGAUAUUCGGAUUCUAAAGACGGCGUUUGGAUCGUUUGCGUUGUUCCCGUCGACGGUGCUGGUGCGGGUGGAGAGGAUAGUGACGGACCAGGUUGUGGACGAGGAGUUGAAGAAGCGGACAAAGUACCUCGCGCAUCUACCUACAGGGUGCCAGUACAGCAUCCUGGAGUGCGACUGGACGGACGUGGUCAAGCCCGAGAUUCUGCUGCAGUUCAAGGAGGAUCUGGAUAAGCGGCGCAAGCAGCGGCUCGACAAGGACGCGAGGGAGGAGCGCGCGCGGGUGAAGGCGCUCAAGGAGGAGGAGGAGAUGAAGUAUCGCACGCACGGUCCGUCUGCAGUUCGCUCGGCGCGGGUGAAUAACAGCUACAGCAGCAGCAGCACGUCGCUGCUCUCGGCGUCGCUUGCGGCGGAGGCGGAGAACGAUCCGGAGCUGUCGGAAGCGCUGCGGCGGUCGGUGAUCGAGGCGUCGCUGAUGGGGUACGACGGGGGUGCAGAGGCGCGGGAGAGUAGUAGUUUGCCUAGUAGCGAUAGCGCUGCGUGGCCUGCGCUGGGGACGUCUACGGGGAGCGAGUCUGCGCCGUACUCGAUGUCUGCGUCGCCGCGCGCAGCAACGGCGGCAGAAGGCGGGGGUAAGACUACGGUGUGGGGAACGCCGGCGGUGGCGUUUUCGCGGGUGGGGAAGGAGAUGGGGGUUGAGAAGGAGGAGUGGGAGGAGGAGGAGUGGGAUGGAUGGGCGGAGGUGUUGGCGGAGAGGGAGAGGGAGAGGGGGAGGGAGAGUGAGGCGGGGAUGGUUUCGAAUAUGGAUGGGGUGAAGGAUGAGGAGGGGUGGGGUGAAGCGGCUGCGUCGUCGUCGUCGAAGAAGAAGAAGCAGAAGAAGAAGCUGGUGCUGAUGUCUACAGGUGGUCAAUGGCGGCAGUAGUUCUUCUUGUAAUUGAAAUGUUCU